CGCAUUUCCCUCUUCUUCUCUGGAUUUCGAUUUCUACUGUUUUCGCAUUCCUCCAAUCUCUCUCCCAUGGAAGAAGCCAAAAACCCUACCUUGAAACUGACCAUAGACAAAGGCCCUCGGCAGGGCGAAACCCUAGAAUCUCGCCCGGAGUUAUCCUCCAUCAGAAUCGGCCGAGUCAUCCGAGGCAACACCUUCACCAUCAAAGACCCGGCCAUCUCGCAAAAACAUCUAGAAAUCGUCUUGACCGCCGGAAAAUGGACCGUCUCAGAUCUCGACACCUCGAACGGCACCUUCCUCAAUGACAUCAAGCUCCAACCCCUCUCUCCGUCUAGCCUCAGUGAUGGCGACACCAUCAAGAUCGGCCAAUCCACCUCAAUUUCGGUCAGGAUCGACGGCAGAUCUGAUCCCGGCCCUGAUCCGCUGGAGAAUCAGCAGCAGAGGAAUAAGAGGCGGCGGGGCCGACAAUGCAAGGGCAGGGCUAAUUCAGAGGAUGAUCUGGUGAGACCAGAGUCUGGGCCGGUUGAGAAGGUUCUAGAAAGGUCGAAUCUAGGGCUAGGUGCUGCAAUUACUAAUGAUGUUGGAGAAAAAUCUGAUUUGGGGAAUGUCCCGAUGGAGAAUGGAUUGCAAAGGAAGCCGAGGAGGCGGGCUGCCCCACAUAAGGCUAGGAUUGUUUCGAAGGAUGAUCCAGUGCUAUUGGAGUCUGUUACUGAAAAAUCGAAUCUAGGGUUAGACACCUCAAUUACUGUCAAGGUUGAAGAAAAAUCGGAUUUAGAGAAUGCUCCUGUGGAAAAUGGAUUGCGUAGAAAUCCGAGGCGGCGGGCCGCUCCAAACAAGGGCAGAAUUACUUCAGAGGAUGAAUUGACACAGUUGGAGUCUGUUCCAGUCAAGAAGGUUCCAGAAAUGGUGAAUCUGGGGUUAGAUACCAUCAAGAUUGGUGAAACUGCUUCAAUUCCCGUCCAGGUUGAAGGACAAAAUGAUUCGGAGAAUGCUCCGGUGGAAAGCAGAUUGCAAAGGAAUCAGAGGCAUCGGGCCGCUCUGAAUAGGGCUAGGGUUUCUUCGAAGGACAACAUGGUGCCUUCAGAGUCCGUUCCAGUCAAGAAGGUUGCAGAAACAUCAGAUAGAGUGAGAGAGGAUACUACAGCUAUUGAAGAGAAUUCAGCUGUUCCAAAGGAAUCGGAGAAGAUUACGUUGGGGGAGUGGUUUGAUCGGAUGGAGAGAUACUUGCCAAAGCAGAUUAAUGACAUUACUGAAGAGAUAAUUCAGAGUCUAAGGCAGAGGCAUAAGCAGUUUGAGGAGUUUAUAGAGCAACAGCGAGAUGGGAAGGGUAAAUUGGCUGUUGCGAAUUAGAUUGAGAAGCCAUUUCUCAUGUAAGGCAGCCCAUUGCGUGCCUGGAUCCAAGCUGUCUGUCUGCCCAAUGGAAGUCUACUCAAUGGGACCCACAUGAUGGAUUGCCUUGAUCUCACACCGAUGCUCCACUUAGGCAUAUGCGGCGUCGUGUGGAUGGGCUGCCGUAUACAACAGUGUGAGAUUUGCCAACCUCCAAACCUAGCUAUCCUCCAAUGGUAACGGUGGCAUCACUAUACCGCUAUGAUAGGGGCUGUAGUGGCCGUGA
Messenger RNA from Magnolia sinica, 1612 nucleotides. Its product is annotated as FHA domain-containing protein At4g14490-like. Gene Ontology annotation, molecular function: protein binding; mRNA binding. The transcript is spliced from 2 exons. The record is from RefSeq and is a predicted model, not a curated record. The coding region runs from base 67 to 1347 and encodes 426 amino acids. Lineage: Eukaryota; Viridiplantae; Streptophyta; Magnoliopsida; Magnoliales; Magnoliaceae.